This is a messenger RNA of Anoplophora glabripennis (Asian longhorned beetle), 1884 nucleotides long. RefSeq names its product UNC93-like protein. Gene Ontology annotation, biological process: regulation of potassium ion transport; regulation of muscle contraction. The record is from RefSeq and is a predicted model, not a curated record. The transcript is spliced from 7 exons. Lineage: Eukaryota; Metazoa; Arthropoda; Insecta; Coleoptera; Cerambycidae. Gene Ontology annotation, cellular component: plasma membrane; striated muscle dense body. Gene Ontology annotation, molecular function: potassium channel regulator activity. Bases 199 to 1788 code for a protein of 529 amino acids.
AAUUAAAACUUGGUAAACAAAAGUGGCAACAAGGACGCUUAAUCCCGUUUUAGAAUUAUGUUAGCGUUUUCGUAGUGUAGUAAUAGUUAAUUAAUUGCUGCAUCUCUCGUGAACAGGUGUAGCUCGCGAUAUAGACUUGAUGCUGACUUUGUAACAAAGUAAUUGUUAUUCAGUGUUUGUUGUUUAAAGUGAUCAAUAAUGGUUUAUACUAUAUCGGAUAAAGUGGACAAGGUCCUUGACCUGGGUCAGCAGGUCAUGGAUUCUAAGUUCCAAAGAGUGAAGACGGAUGAAAAGGAAGGAGAAUUCGGACCAGAAGAAAACUUGAGGAUAUGGAAGAACGUACUUUUGAUAGGAUUUGCAUUUAUGAUACAUUUUACCGCAUUUUGGGGAGCGUCAAAUUUGCAAAGUUCUGUCAAUUCGGAAGCAUCUCUAGGCACAUUCACAUUAGCAGCAAUAUACGCGUCAUUACUGAUAUCGAAUAUAUUUCUACCCGUCUUGGUUAUUAGAUGGCUUGGGGCGAAAUGGACAAUGGCUGUGGCCUUCAUCAUCUACAUGCCCUUUAUCCUAGCUCAGUUUUAUCCUCGUUUCUUCACGAUGAUUCCUGCUGGUUUGCUGAUUGGCCUCGGUGGGGCACCACUGUGGUGUGCGAAGUGCACAUAUUUAACUGUGAUCUCAAAGACAUACUCGAAAAUAAACAACGUUGCAUCCGACAUCAUUGUGACAAGAUUCUUCGGUAUAUUCUUCAUGUUCUACCAAUUUUCACAAGUAUGGGGAAACCUUAUUAGCUCCGCUGUGCUUUCAUCAGGCGAAUCCGAAGACGUACCUGGAUCAACAUCAAAUGAAACCACACUAAAUAUGACAGCGAUUUUCAAGGAAAUAAUCAGUAAUAAUGUCAGCGUUCUAGUCAAUACCGAUACGGGAGAUAGAUGUGGAGCAAAUUUCUGCCCCAGCACUGCGGCUGAAAUGGCCAAUCCCAAUUUAACACCACCAUCUUCCGCCAAAAUAAACCUCAUCUCAGGAGUGUACCUCGCCUGCAUGUUCGUGGCUUUCAUUAUCGUGUUCUUGGGCGUCGAUAAGAUGUCUAGAUAUAGCAAGGGACGACAAGGAAGCGGAAGCGGACUGUCUGGCUUUAAGUUGUUAGCAGUGACAAUGAAGCAACUUGCAAAUCCUUAUCAAAUAUUGAUAUUACCUAUAACAAUGUUUAUUGGGGCUGAACAAGCAUUUAUAGCAGCAGAUUACACAGCCUCCUUUGUAUCGUGCGGCUGGGGUAUCGGCAACAUCGGAUUCGUGAUGAUAUGUUUUGGUGUCUGCAACGGUAUCGCUUCGAUCUUUGCCGGAAGUAUAGUGAAACUGACAGGAAGAAACCCGGUUAUCUGCUUCGCUUUGGCGCUUCAUGUGGGCCUGCUAGCCGCAUUGUUGCUGUGGAGGCCGUAUGCAGAAAACAAAAUGAUAUUUUUCAUAAUAUCUGGUCUGUGGGGUAUCUGCGAUGCACUGUGGCUCGUUCAAAUUAAUUCUCUGAGUGGUAUCCUUUUCCCCGGCAAAGAAGAGGCCUCUUACAGCAACUUUCGCUUAUGGGAGUCGACGGGUUCCGUAAUAACAUACGUAUACAGCCCUUAUUUAUGUACUAAUGUAAAAAUUUAUCUGCUGCUGGGCCUGUUGAUUAUCGGGGCUCUUGGAUAUACUGGCGUGGAGUUCAAACAAUAUAAAAGCCGGGUUAAAGACAAGGAGACAAAGGGGAAAUUUGAACUUAUUAACGGCCCCGAGAAAACUGGAGAAGUAGCUGAAUAGAUUGUAACAAUCUUGACAAUUUUCUGUGAUGUACCUAAAUAUUUUUGUAAAAUAUUUAUACAGUGUAUAGUAUAGAAUAAAACAAGUUUUUAUUUA